Messenger RNA from Suillus discolor, 1754 nucleotides. Its product is annotated as PP2C-domain-containing protein. The coding region runs from base 149 to 1657 and encodes 502 amino acids. The transcript has 8 exons. Lineage: Eukaryota; Fungi; Basidiomycota; Agaricomycetes; Boletales; Suillaceae. Gene Ontology annotation, biological process: protein dephosphorylation. The record is from RefSeq and is a predicted model, not a curated record. Gene Ontology annotation, molecular function: protein serine/threonine phosphatase activity; cation binding.
AAACACUCUCAGCACCAGGUAGGGAGUCCUUGUGCAGCCUAUGUUUUUACUCCAAGAAACACAUUCAUGACCUACCCUUGUUUCGACAGCCACAGAGAAGAAAUCAGACACAGGAGAAGAUGAUCGAUACCUAUUUGCAGUUUCUGAGAUGCAAGGAUGGAGAAUUACUAUGGAGGACGCUCAUGUGACCAUGCUAACCCUUGAAGAGAACACAACAGAUAAAAACACAUUCUUUGCUGUUUAUGAUGGACAUGGUGGAAGUACCGUCGCGAGGUUUGCGGGGAGAAACGUUCACAGGCGACUAAUUUCAGAAGAGGCAUAUCGUGAAAAGCGUUAUGAUGAAGCGCUUAAGAAAGCGUUCUUGGGCACCGAUGAAGAUCUCCUUGCUGAUCCGUCGCAUACCCGUGACCCGUCAGGUUGUACUGCUGUAGCUGCUUUGAUAACAGAGGAUAACAAAAUUUAUGUGGCAAAUGCUGGCGAUUCCCGGUCUGUUCUUAGCGUUCAAGGUAAUGCCAAGGCCUUGAGUUUUGACCAUAAACCAUCAAGCGAGACUGAACGGAAACGGAUCACGGAAGCUGGAGGAUACGUAGAAUAUGGACGCGUCAAUGGAAACCUUGCGUUGUCUCGUGCUUUGGGAGAUUUUGAGUUCAAGAAAAACUAUGCACUCGGUCCUCAAAAACAAAUUAUUACAGCUGAUCCUGAUGUCACCGUUCACGAUAUCACAGACGAAGACGAGUUUCUGGUCCUGGCCUGUGAUGGUAUCUGGGACUGUCUAUCUUCACAAGCCGUCGUUGACUUUGUUCGGCUAAAAGUCUCAGAGGGCUUGGAACUCAGGGAGAUCGGAGAGAUGAUGUGCGAGCAUUGUCUUGCUCCGGAUACCUCGUCUGGGUCAGGUAUCGGGUGCGAUAACAUGACUGUCCUCAUUGUGGCUCUCCUUCACGGAAGGACGAAGCAAGAAUGGUACGACUGGGUCAAAGAUCGUGUCAAGAACAACUAUGGUUAUUCAACACCUGACUCUAUCCCACAAAUCUAUUCAUCAGACCGACUGUCAACAUACAGAGCGCGGAGAGAGGCGCAGCAAGAGAGGGACAAGCUGAGAAGGGAACGAGGCGAGGACAGCUCGUCAGGCAGUUUGUUUGGUGGAAACAGUCCAUUUGCUCGUGUUUUGGGAAGCACUGGUGGCAUCUCUUUCCACCCGGGAUCAGGGAUCCUCAGCGAUGCUGGUCGCCUCAUGUUCGCCAAUAACGAUGAAGAGGACGACAGUGGUGAUGACAUGGACACGUCCUAUAGCGGACGCUCAUUCUUCAGUGACACGUUUGGGCUUCCCCGUGCACAGCCACCGGACGCUGGAGCUGGUCUGCGAGCACGUCUUGCCUCUUUUGAGGUUGACGAUGACUUUGAGGAUGAAGACGCUGAUGGGCGCUUCGACGGUGUUGCUCGGAUUGAAGAGGUCCAGGAAGACGACGAAGGGGCUAGUCCAUUUGAUGAUGUAAAUGACGGUAUCCCGAAAUCCCCCAGUCCAUCACCUAGUCCACCAAAUCCUAAACUCAACGGAGACGUCACUCCCGUCCAGCAUUUCAAGGUGCCUAUCCGAGGUGACGGUCCGAUGAACGUUGACGGCUUGAUGCCCUCCAGUGAAGACCCUUUGAAGGCAUAGUUGUAUUUCUCAAUAUGUUUUAAUUCUCCUUUCACCUGUCAUUGGUUGUGUUGUGUGUUACCUUGUGCUUGGUCUAUUACUAUCUUUUCUUACCGUC